CAUACUAUUGCGUAACUCAACGUUUCAACCCCUAUCCUAAACUUAGGCCAACUUCUACCAAACCUACCGUCCCUUAUUAUACCUUACUCUUUGUAGCGUAUCGAUAUUUUCGACAAAUGACACCAACGUCUGCAGUCUGAAGGAGCCCUAAAGGCAUUUUCAACAGUGAGGGCGAGUCCCAAGGAUUUCGUCGUCGAACCGCCAUAAUCUCACCACCUCUCGUCGCUGUUAAGUAUCGUCCUGCCACCGGCACGAUGAAAAGCGGCCUUCUUGCAUGCAUUUUCGCGUUCUACGCGACGCUGAUGGCUUGCGCAGUGGGAGGAUACACGUACUUCGCCACAUUCGUCCAUAAUGAAAUAUAUCCGUACUUCAGGGAGCACAGAACGGAGACGCAAUAUAACGAAGCACGUCUUGUAUUUACGUUUCUUGUGAUCUCCGCUGUUCUUAUUUGGUGUUUCUUCUUGAGUACGGUAUUAACCUUGUUUAUCGACACAGGGAAAUACUGGAAUGAACGUCGGCGUCCCUGGCCUAUCUGUGACAUUAGCUUGAGGAUUUUCAUUCCAGGCUUCUGCAUGAUCGUCGUGGUUGUUUUAGCAGUCUUGAUACUACUCCUUGCUUGGGGAUGGUGGGACUACUUCGAAUCGGCCAAGAUGGAUUGGUUUGCAAGUCACUGCCACGGCUUGCGGGGAAUGAUUAUCGCAAUCCUCGUCAUUAUAGAUGUCAGCUUCGUUCUAGGGACAUUGUUACGUACCCAUUUGCGAUCUAGAUCCGUCCCAUAUGUACCUAGGUAAGUACCUAACCUAGCAUUCUAAUAGAGUUAAAUCAAACAUGACUCCGGGAAUGACUUUGUGUAAAAUAAAAAUAGAAUCUUGACAGAUAUAUCAGACUUGAACAUCUAAAUAUACAAAACCUCGCUCUUUGCAUAGUAUUCCUAACCCUGUACCUUAUUUCCUUAAGCAGGUACGGGGCCGGCCCCACUUAGUUCAUUGAUUCCACUGCGGCGGGACGAUUUUUUUAUUUUUUUUUCUU
This is a messenger RNA of Daldinia caldariorum, 1029 nucleotides long. RefSeq lists its product as uncharacterized. NCBI's taxonomy places the organism in Eukaryota, Fungi, Ascomycota, Sordariomycetes, Xylariales, Hypoxylaceae. Bases 255 to 791 code for a protein of 178 amino acids. The transcript has a single exon. The record is from RefSeq and is a predicted model, not a curated record.